This is a messenger RNA of Zingiber officinale, 1368 nucleotides long. Its product is annotated as putative clathrin assembly protein At1g33340. Gene Ontology annotation, biological process: clathrin-dependent endocytosis; clathrin coat assembly; vesicle budding from membrane. The transcript has 3 exons. NCBI's taxonomy places the organism in Eukaryota, Viridiplantae, Streptophyta, Magnoliopsida, Zingiberales, Zingiberaceae. Gene Ontology annotation, molecular function: 1-phosphatidylinositol binding; SNARE binding; clathrin heavy chain binding. The record is from RefSeq and is a predicted model, not a curated record. The coding region runs from base 1 to 1368 and encodes 455 amino acids. Gene Ontology annotation, cellular component: clathrin-coated pit; clathrin-coated vesicle.
AUGUUGCACGUCGGAAGGCACAAAAGCCAGGAGCAAGAGCAAAACCAGAAGCCCGACGGGAAGGAGCAGCAGCAUAGAGGGAGGGGGCGGCAAUGGCGGCAGAAUGAGCGGGAGCACCAACAAGGACGCAGCGAACAAGAACAGCAACAACAGGGAUUUCAUGAUCAUGAAAUAGUUGCACGAAGGAGUAGUAGUAAAAGCAGCAGCAGCAGCAGCAGCUCUGAGCUUCACCAAGUGGGGCUGGCUUCCAUUGCUGUACACUGCACUGGUUGGAGACGUGCGUGUUUUGAACGUGGAGCUCCCAUACAAAUUGGGAUGGUGGAGGUGAAGCGCAAGCUUUUGGCCGCGUUGAGCUCGGUCGUCGACCGAGCAAUCGGGCCUCGGGCCAUGGCCGGCGAACGGAGUGUCCUCGCCGAGAUCGAGGCCUCCUUGGCCCGGUGCACCAAAGGCGGCAAGCACGACGCCGGCGAGGAGCAGGUGCACGAGAUCCUCUUCCUCGUCUCCAACGCACCCGGGUCCAUCAAUUUCCUAUCCCGGAGGCUCUCCGCGCGCCUAGAGGCCGCCGGCCGGGGGAAGGAUGAUGCGGCGGCGCUCAAGGCGCUGCUGCUGCUCCACCGUCUGCUCCGCGGCGGCGACAGGCACUUCGAGCAGGACCUGCGCGGGAUGUGGGCUUGCGGCGAGCUCAGGGUAGACCUCGCCGCCGCCCGGUGUGGGGCGUGGAGAAAUGGGUUCCUCCUCGGCUAUGCGGCGUUCCUCGAGGAGAGGCUCGGGUGGGCGAUCAAUCAAGCAGGCGGGUUGCGACCGGCGAAGAUACCUUCGGCGGCAGCGGCGUCGCCAGAGUGGGCCUUGUACAGCCUGCGCAAGUGUCAAACUUUUCUCGACCGGGCGAUGGAUUGCCUGCCGGAGAACGCGUCGGCAGCGAACCCGGCCAUGCAGUCGGCGUUCAACAUUGUGGUGAGGGAGAGCAUCAGGGUGUACGAGAGCUUCUCCGACGAUGUGGAAGCGGUGAUCGCCGCCUACCCGGAGCUUGACGAGCCAUCGAAGAGAUCGACGGUGGCGAUCAUGCGCAAGGCGUGCGCGCAAACCCCGAGCCUCCGUGAUUUCUACGAGAGCUACAAGAGGAGAGAGGUCGACGUGAUUGGGAAGAGCAACUUGGACUACCCGUACGUUCGGAUCGUCACGGCGGCGGAGGUGGCCUCGUUGGAGCAGAGGAGUCGAGCUCCAACGUUGUCUAGAGGAGGAGGGAACAGAGGAAGCAGCGGAGACAAGGAGGACUCCUGCGCCCCAUUUUGGAAGAAGUUGGAGACGACGAUAAGCAUGGUGUGGGUGGAGUUCGACGAAGGAGGAGGACUGGAGGAGGCUCUCUAG